UAGCGUUUGUGCGCGGCAGACACACAGCUAAAGACGGAAGUAGCCGCUGUGUCGGUGACACGUCACUGAGGUCAGACUGGAGGAAAGAUGGCGAGCACCUAUUCGAGUUUCAACCUGCGCACCACCCAGGAGAAGUUCUACAUCGAGGUGUGUGAUGAGGGCUCUGAGGAGGUGCUGGCUGUGGACAGAGUGUCCACAGAGAUGACCCUCACAGUGAAGAGGGACGUCCCUGCAGGGGCUGACAGCCGGCCCAUAUGUGGCCUCAUGGGGACCAUACGUUUGGUGGCAGGCAAUUAUCUGGUUGUCAUCACCAAGAAGAAGAAGGUGGGAGAUCUCCUGGGCCAUGCUGUGUGGAAGGCUGUGGACUUUGACAUCAUCUCCUAUAAAAAGACAAUACUUCACCUGACAGACAACCAGAUGCAAGACAACAAGACGUUCAUGUCCAUGAUCAACAAUGUGCUGCACACAGACGGCUUCUACUUUGCGACGGACUACGACCUGACGCACACUCUGCAGCGCCUGGCCAACACCAGCCCCGAGUUCCAGGAGAUGAGUCUUCUGGAGAGGGCAGAUCAGCGUUUUGUCUGGAACGGACAUCUGUUGAGAGAAUUCCUUGCACAGCCAGAGGUACACAAGUUUGUGUUUCCUGUUAUCCAUGGCUUCAUCGACAUGCGGUCGAGCUGCAUCAAUGGGAAGGUGUUCGAGUGGAGCAUCAUCUCCAGGAGGAGCUGCUUCAGAGCCGGAGUCCGCUACUACGUCCGAGGCAUCGACUCUGAAGGCCAUCCUGCUAACUACGUGGAGACGGAGCAGAUCGUUCAGUUCAACAGCUCCAAGGCUUCUUUUGUUCAGACCAGAGGCUCCAUCCCCUUCUUCUGGUCCCAGAGGCCCAACCUCAAGUACAAGCCCAAACCACAGAUCAGCAAAACAGUGAACCACUUGGACGGGUUCCAGAGACACUUUGACUCGCAGGUUAUUCUCUAUGGAAAACAAGUCAUUUUGAACUUGAUCAACCAAAAGGGCUCAGAGAAGCCGCUGGAGCUGGCCUUCGACAAGAUGGUGGCCGACCUGGGAAACGGCAUGGUCAAGUACAUCGCCUUUGACUUCCAUAAGGAGUGCAGUCGGAUGAGGUGGCACCGCCUGCAGAUCUUGUUGGAUAUGGUCGCUGAGAUGCAGGAUGAACUUGGAUACUUCCUGGUGGACGCAGAUGGGAAGGUGCUGCUGCAUCAGGACGGCACGUUUCGCAGUAACUGCAUGGACUGCCUGGACCGGACCAACGUCAUCCAGAGCAUGCUGGCCCAGCGCGCCCUGCAGUCACAGCUCCGGAAAAUGGGAGUCCUCCACGUCGGUCAGCAGAUCGAAGAGCAGGUGGCCUUUGGGAAGAUGUUCAAGAAUGCCUGGGCAGACAAUGCUGAUGCCUGUGCCAAGCAGUACGCUGGCACUGGAGCCCUGAAGACUGACUUCACCAGGACAGGGAAGAGGACUCAUUGGGGGCUGGUGAUGGACGGCUGGAACUCCAUGAUCCGAUAUUACAAGAACAACUUCUCUGAUGGAUAUAGACAGGACUCCAUUGAUCUGUUCCUAGGCAACUAUGCUGUGGAUGAAUCUGAUUGGACCACUCCGCUGCGUGAGCCCAAAGACUGGAAGUUCUUGACGUUGCCUAUCGUCAUGGUGGUAGCUUUCUCCAUGUGCAUCAUCUGCCUGCUGAUGGCUGGUGAAACGUGGACGGAGACCCUGGCCUACGUGCUGUUCUGGGGGUCUGCCAGCGUGGUGACCAGCGGCCUCAUCCUCUUUAACGGACCCGACUUUGUAGAUGCUCCAAGGCUGGUCCAGAAGGAGAAGCUGGACUGAAUGUGUGUGUGUGGAAAGCAGCUCGGCCCCAGGGAGCUCACCACCUCCCCCCCCGGCUCUUCAGCAUCACUUUACCCCCAGCAUGAGCGAGGCUGGAGCCUGUACUGACGGGGGGAGAGUGCCGGGACGCAGGGCCAUCCUCGUGCACGACUAAGUGGAGGGACAGAGACUGAGUGCACGAGCCGCUGCUGUCCACACUGCAGCUGCUGUCACGUGGACAGGACUGUCUGUCCACCCUUUUACUGGACACUGGACCUCGGGACGUUUGAUUGUCCCUCAUUUCAGAGAAACGUUUGCAUUUAAAUAGCUUCACUGGGAUCAGAUUCAUACGGAAAAUAAUUAGGGCCACGUGAAUGUCUUUUUAGAUCUGACAAAAAGUGAUUGUUUUUUCUUUAGUUAUAAGAUUAAAGUCAUAAAUCCGACUUGUUUUCUGAAAAUCUCACACAUUUUAAGAAAAAGUCAAAAUUCUCAGUAUUUAAAAAUAUCUUAGAAUUAUGACUCAUAUUUAAAAAGAAAAAAAUUCUGAGAUAAGUCUGGCAUUUUUUUCCGAAUUUUUACUUUUUUUCUCAGUACUAAAAGAAAAUCACUUUUGGUCAGAUUUCUAAACAAAAUCCACAUGUGGCCCUAAUCCUCCUCCAUAGGUCACAUGACACUGUGCUGUAAUGAACUACUGUAUGUGCCGUUAAUUUGCCUUUUCUUUUCGCCAAUUGUGUUUAUCUGUGUGCAGCAGCCUCAUCCCUGUUGGAAGGCAUCGACACCAUCACAUGAGCCCUUAGGCCCCUAACAUUUUGCAGCAGGGUGUCCUCACCUCCAAAUGCCUGUUAGACUCUCUGAAUGGUGCCAACAAGCGGAUUCCUUCAAAUUGUCAGGAAACACAUAUUUAACACGUAUCUGUAAUUAUCAUCAGCCAGUGGUAGUUAUUUAUACACCAAGUUAUCAUAUGAGGCCACUGCAGAAUGUAAGUAGGAAGGCAAGAUACAGCCCACAUCUGUUCCUGUUAGCUGUUAGCAUUUCCUCAAUCAUCAUGAGUUCGUUACAGCUGUCUGUCAAUUUAUAGCGGAAAGUUAUUGGUGGACAGAAAUUAGUAUUUUGUGCACCUUGUUUAUUUAAUUAUCGCCCUUAAAUUAGUCAUUUGUGAGCAGGAGUAAACAGAACGAGUUAUUAAACACUUAUUAAGAUAUUAACAUUCAAAGAUGCAAUGUUGUUAAAUACUGAAUCUGAGAUAUCAGCAGUAGGAGGUGAAGUUUGUUAAGUUCCAAAGUACAGUGGCUGACGGGUGCAAACGGCCCAAAACAUUUGCAUUAGGAGAAACAUGCAGUUUAGAAAAACAUUUACAAACUUCAAGAAAAAUGUGCAACGUUUAGUAAAAGAGCUUCAAUAAACAAAACGCUGCAAAUACAAAACUAUUGCAGAUCUGCAGUAAGCUAGCUAGCUAACGUAGCUAACCUAGUCAUUUCAGAAAAUACUGACAAAACACGUACAGUUAUGAAACAGAGAAAAUGUGUGUAAUCCCUGAACGUCAACAAGGGUCCCAGCUGUGUGCAUCAUUUCUUUGUCUCCCUGUUUCAGUUGUGUUUUGAGCUUCUUGCAGCAUUUGUAUUUGCAGUGUUUCAUUUAUGCAGCACUUUUAGUAAAUGUGCAUCUGUUGUCAAGUUUGGGAAGAUGUUUCUUUUCAUUUGCAUGUUUGUGUUUUUGUGGCACGUUUGUGUUUUUUAUUUGUAUUGUUCUUUAUGGAAAUGUUUGGGCUGUUGUAUUGCCUUUGCACCUGUCGGCCACCGUACCACAGUGUACUUUGUUAUUUCUUAUCAUUUUGGUUGUCACAUCCAUCACACUGUAUAUUGGAUUAGCUCAGCUUCUGCUGCUAUCAGUUGGCUGCUCAGUCUGACUGCUAAGACUUGGGAGAUGCAUGAGUUUAGUUCAGAGGUCUGCUGUCUAACAACGUUUAGUUAUCUCUGGCAUUCCUAAAAUAUACUUUAACAAUAUUGUUUUAAGCUCUGUGAAGUCAUGAUGGAGUUAUGCCGCUGCUGAGAAUCACAAAUGCAUUACUAUCUGUGUCUUUGCUUAUUUAUCAUGAGGGAACCACAUGACCUGUAUGAGUAAUUCAGGACAAUUUGUGGUAUUUACUUGUUCUUAAAUUCCUCUCUUAGGUACCAAUGUUGAUGAGUGGUCGAGUCAUGGCAGCCCAUUUUAUUUGAGAAAAUGUAAAGCCUUAAUAUGAAUUAAUUUGGAGUGUUAUUAUGAUGUUGACUCGAAUAAAAAUAUUUAGCUAAGACGAACCUAA
This is a messenger RNA of Gymnodraco acuticeps, 4129 nucleotides long. RefSeq names its product SAC1 like phosphatidylinositide phosphatase b (gene sacm1lb). Gene Ontology annotation, molecular function: phosphatidylinositol-4-phosphate phosphatase activity. Gene Ontology annotation, biological process: phosphatidylinositol dephosphorylation. Gene Ontology annotation, cellular component: endoplasmic reticulum. The record is from RefSeq and is a predicted model, not a curated record. The transcript is spliced from 20 exons. Lineage: Eukaryota; Metazoa; Chordata; Actinopteri; Perciformes; Bathydraconidae. The coding region runs from base 88 to 1848 and encodes 586 amino acids.